Emiliania huxleyi CCMP1516 is the source of this 690-nucleotide messenger RNA. RefSeq lists its product as hypothetical. The record is from RefSeq and is a predicted model, not a curated record. Gene Ontology annotation, molecular function: 3'-5'-RNA exonuclease activity; RNA binding. The annotation marks the transcript as partial. Lineage: Eukaryota; Haptophyta; Isochrysidales; Noelaerhabdaceae. The transcript has a single exon. Gene Ontology annotation, cellular component: exosome (RNase complex).
AUGGCGGUCUCGUACCGCUUCGCGGUGCUGCGCUUCGACGACCGCAACCGCUACGGCCAGGAUGGCGUGCCGGGAACCUUCCUCUUCGCGGGCGGGGAGAGCGUGAUCGUGCGCGUGAAGCCCGCCACGCAGGCAAAGGCGGGCAAGCGCAACCGAUUCGCAAAGGUGGCGGCGCUGUCGUCGUCCAACGAGGGGGAGGCGGCGCUGAUCGAGCUGCUCGGCCCGGUCGGCGAGUACGCCUCCGAGCUCGAAGCCUACCAGCUCCACUUUGGCGUCAAGCCGUGCCGCUACCCGCAAAAGGAGGAGUGGGCGCUGACGGGGCUGCUCGGAGGCGGCGAUGGAGGCUCGCUGCCGCCGUGCGAGGCGUGGCGGCGCGACUGCUCCCACCUGCACGUCGUCUCGGUCGACAACGCCUCGACGCGCGACAUUGACGACGCCCUCUCGAUCGAAGCAUCUGCCGACGGAGGCGUCGCUCGCACGUGGCGUCUCUCGCCUGAGCCUUCGCUGAACCUGCCACGAAGCUUCCCUGCAGGCGUCGAGCUGGGGAUCCACGUGGCGGACGUGGCGGCCCACAUCUCUCCCGCCUCGCCUCUCUUCCGGUGGGCGCUGGAGCGGGCGGGGGCGCACGGACCGCCGCGGCGUGACCGCUUCCGCAGCGGCCAGCCCCUUCCUUCACUGCUUCCAGGCGGG